CGUCGCUAGGAAGGCAUCCUCCGCUGCACCCGUCUGCCCACACGAACCGCCAGCACAGCACGAUGGCCCACUGCCGACUGAUGUACGUGUGCUCGGCGCUGCUCGCCGCCGCUGCCGCCGCCGCCGCGGUGGCCGACGCCGCCAUGGACCCGGCGUCCACGCUCGAGUGCCACCGCCGCCUCUACACGUACAAGGUCACCAAGACGGACGCCGACGGGCGCGCCUGCUGGGACGUCAUCAACGUCAUGUCGUGCUGGGGGCGCUGCGACUCCAACGAGAUCUCCGACUGGCGGUUCCCGUACAAGCGCAGCUUCCACCCGGUGUGCCUGCACGACGCCCGCGAGCGCCGCUCUGUGCGCCUGCGCAACUGCGAGGAGGGAGCCGCCCCCGGCACCGAGCGCUACGAGUUCCUCGAGGCCGUCUCCUGCCGGUGCGCCAUCUGCCGCUCCUCCGAGGCCAGCUGCGAGGGACUGCGCUACCGCGGCCAGCGCUCCGGCCCUUUCAAAGCGCUCGGCCGCCGGUAGAGGCGAAGCAGUUCACGCCAACCUAACUGUCGCGUUGCCAGCCAUCCACUCCACGUAUACCAAACUUCGUACUAACAAUGGUUUACCUUCCCUUCUGUUCUCCUUUCAAAGUUCCAUACAGGCUCAUCUACCCUAGCAAAUC
Schistocerca serialis cubense is the source of this 666-nucleotide messenger RNA. It is a transcript of the gene Gpb5, whose product is annotated as thyrostimulin beta-5 subunit. Gene Ontology annotation, molecular function: hormone activity. The transcript has 3 exons. NCBI's taxonomy places the organism in Eukaryota, Metazoa, Arthropoda, Insecta, Orthoptera, Acrididae. Gene Ontology annotation, cellular component: cytoplasm; extracellular region. The coding region runs from base 63 to 524 and encodes 153 amino acids. Gene Ontology annotation, biological process: G protein-coupled receptor signaling pathway. The record is from RefSeq and is a predicted model, not a curated record.